This is a messenger RNA of Labeo rohita (rohu), 1963 nucleotides long. RefSeq names its product single immunoglobulin and toll-interleukin 1 receptor (TIR) domain (gene sigirr). Lineage: Eukaryota; Metazoa; Chordata; Actinopteri; Cypriniformes; Cyprinidae. The record is from RefSeq and is a predicted model, not a curated record. The transcript is spliced from 9 exons. Gene Ontology annotation, biological process: signal transduction. The coding region runs from base 204 to 1484 and encodes 426 amino acids.
CUGUAUUCCCAAUACAGUGAUUCUAGAUGACAGACUCGGUUUAACCGCGGCGCACCUUCCGCGUUUACAUGCAUAUGGUCAGCAAGGCAUGACACACACUGCUGCCAGCAUCUCCAGUCUCUGUUUUGACGGAUUAAGUGAGUUUGUUAACUUCAUGACACAAGUUGUUUUACUCGUGUGAAAGGAUUUAUCAGCGGACUGCAAUGUGGCGUUGCCAUUUGAUUCUCUAUCUGACAUGUAUCGCGUUUACUCAAUCUGCGGAUCUGCUUUGUAGCAGCGUUCCAGAGUUCAAGCAUGAUCAAACUCAGUCAUUUUCGGUGAUGCCUGGCCACAGCGUGGUCCUCACCUGUGAAGCCUCCAUGGAACUGAACCGCACCGAUUCAGACUGCAAAGACCACCUGGAGUGGAUGAAAGACGGCACACUGCUUACCAACCUCACCAGCUACCCUCAAAAUAUAAAAGACCAGUACCCUGAUGAGACUCACAUCAUUAAGAGCAAUGAAUUAACGCUGACCCUGAAAGAUCAGGCUGAUUUUGGUGUGUAUAUCUGCAUGGUGAGGAACAGCACAGCGCAAUUCAACGUAAAGGAAUACAAAUCCCCAAGUCACACCGGGGCAGUGGUGGCGUCAGUGGUCCUGUUGCUUGUGCUCGCACUGGGAGCGGUGGUCUAUUCCAAGUGCCGACUCAACUUUAAACUGUGGUAUAGGAACAUUUACGGAGAGUAUGAGCUCAAUGAUGGCAAAAUGUAUGACGCCUACAUCUCAUAUGUCAACAAUGAGAAUGACAGGAAAUUUGUCAACUUUAUCCUGAAACCCCAUUUGGAGAACAAGUACAGUCAUAAACUACUGCUCAACGAUACAAACAUCCUUCCUGGAGCUGAGCCGUCUGCAGAGCUGCUGAUGAACGUUAGCCGCUGUCGCCGGCUAAUUGUUGUUCUCUCACAGUCGUACCUGGAGCAGGAGUGGUGCACAACCAACUUUAGGCAGGGUCUGUGGCACUUGAUGGAGCUGUCGAGGAGGCCCAUCUUCAUCAUAUUUCAGACACAGCAGAAGCAAAUGAGCCAGGAUAUCAGUCACCAGCUGAGACAACACCAGCCCCGAAUCACGACCAUCACCUGGGGCGCACACUCCAUGACCCCUUCUUCAGGCUUCUGGAAGGAGCUCGCGCUGGCGAUGCCACGUAAGGUGGCGUUUCACGGUGAAUCUGCCGGCGAUCCACAGACUCUGCUGCAGGGCGAUAAAGAUCCCAUGCUCACCCAGCAGCCCGAUUACUUGGACUGCAGACCGGACCCCGAUCCUGCAGGAGACCUGGGUUUGCGUUUACCCAUAUACAAGAACCUUCCCUCCAGAGCUCCGGUGCUUCCUGCAGGUCCAGCUGUGACGGCUGAACCCAAGCCCCCAGAGAUAGACGUGUCUGACCUCGGCUCGAGGAACUACGCCGCACGCACUGACUUUUACUGCCUGGUCUCAGAGGACGACAUCUGAGACACACUCCUGUUCAUUCUUUUGCACUUUAAAAUCACUUUUCACCCAAUGAUUUCUUGUUACUGUCACUUUGUUUUGUUGAUCUACCUACACCCAUAUGAUCAUGUAUGCACAAUCCUUUAUGCUUUUAUGCAAAAUGUUUUAUAACAUUUCAUGUACAGUCAUGGGGAUUUUGGCUCUGUAUAUAUUUAAGUUGUGGCGUCCGUGUGUCUGUGUGUUUGUGCCUGAUUCACUACUAUAUACAACAGUGGAUGAAAAACAGUACGUGUUCAUGCUGUAUGUCACGUGAUAUAAAUUAUAAACCAAAGGGUGAAUGUAAGAAGUCAGUCACUCCCAGUCAGAUCACUGUUUCAAUUUAAGAUUGUUGAAAUAUAAAGUAAAAUAAUGUAAAUAUACCUCAUUUUUCUACUUUUCUGUCAUAUUUUUGGACCAAUUUUUAAUGAAAAUUCAGUCAGAAUAAAAGUUAAUGUGAAACUGUG